This is a messenger RNA of Cotesia congregata, 714 nucleotides long. Lineage: Eukaryota; Metazoa; Arthropoda; Insecta; Hymenoptera; Braconidae. The record is from the annotation of a GenBank genome assembly.
AUGUCACAUACUCACAUACUGGAGAAUUACGGUGAGGAAAUACUGUAUGCAAAAGACACAAGCGGCAAAGAACGGUCGAUAGGAAGCACAACAUACAAUUCAUCCCCUGACGACCUUUACCUCGACGACCAGGACGCCUUGGAAGGAUCUGGUCGCGGUGAAGUAAGAGACGAUUUAGAAGCCUCAGGAAGUGGAUAUGGUCCUGACGACGAGGACGGAGAUGGUUCAUCACAUAAUCCGUUCCGAGAACAUGACACUAAUAAACUAGACACCCCGCCAAAACCAGAUAAAUCGGACCGUCCAGUUUACGUUGAAGACGUGCAGAGUCCAGGAAAAGAUUCUGAGGACCUUGCACCACCGAAGAUUAACAAAGAAAAUAACAAUAACGACGUAAACGUCAACGACAAAGUCGACCGUGAAGAAGAUUCAGAUCAAGACGAAGACACUGAAGACACUCACGAAGUGUUAAUAAUGAAUCCCAAACACGAAGAUCGUACUAGUUCAUUCUUUGCGCAGCCAGGUGUACUUGCUGCCGUAAUUGGUGGAGCAGUAGUCGGAUUAUUAUGCGCAAUAUUAGUUGUUAUGUUUAUCGUAUACAGAAUGCGCAAAAAAGACGAAGGUUCAUAUGCCUUAGACGAACCAAGAAGAUCACCAGCAGCUGCGGCGUAUCCGAAGGCCGGAGCGCCACAUCACAAUCGUGAAUUUUACGCUUGA